AUGUCGUGGCAAGCUUAUGUUGACACCAGCCUCGUUGGCACUGGCCAUAUUGACAAGGCCGCCAUUAUCAGCAUCGCUGGCGACAGCACGUGGGCAUCGACCGCAGGCUUCACGCUUUCCGCCACCGAGAUGAAGGCCAUCUCCGACAUUGUCAAGGGAGACCAGGCUGCCAAGGACAAGGCUUUUGCCGACGGCCUCUACGUCGCUGGCGACAGAUUUGUCAUGGCCCGCGCUGACGACGGCACCAUCUACGCACGAAAGGGACGUGAUGGUAUCGCCGUUGCCAAGACCAACCAGGCCAUUCUCAUCGGUCACCACAACGAGAACCAGCAGGGCGGCAACGCAAACCAGUCGGUGCAGAAGCUGGCGGACUACCUGGUCGGUGUUAACUACUAA
This is a messenger RNA of Colletotrichum truncatum, 396 nucleotides long. RefSeq names its product profilin. Gene Ontology annotation, cellular component: cell cortex. Gene Ontology annotation, molecular function: actin monomer binding. The record is from RefSeq and is a predicted model, not a curated record. Lineage: Eukaryota; Fungi; Ascomycota; Sordariomycetes; Glomerellales; Glomerellaceae.